Molecule: messenger RNA, 2046 nt
Organism: Drosophila takahashii
Lineage: Eukaryota; Metazoa; Arthropoda; Insecta; Diptera; Drosophilidae
Gene: sbm
Product: L-type amino acid transporter sobremesa
Biological process (GO): amino acid transmembrane transport
Cellular component (GO): membrane
Molecular function (GO): L-amino acid transmembrane transporter activity
Source: RefSeq, a predicted model, not a curated record
UCGCCGCCCACUGCGCUACAUUUUCAGUUGGCCCGCUCUCUGGUUUUUCGAAAACAUUUCUUCUAUUCUAUUCGCAUAUACAUAUACCUAUAAGUAUAUAAGUAUAUAUUUCGUAUUCGCUGAGAGCUGAAAUUCGCGGCGAAAUAAUUUUAGCAACUUGUUAUCCGUCCAUGCCAUGCGCGAUAAAAUAUCACAACUAUUUUGCUUGCAAAAGAACGCAUGCAAAAAUAAUUCAACAGAUAAUAACAGAGGACAUAAUGUGCCAACAAAAGCAACGACCAACGGGACCAUGUGCGCCAAUGGGUCUCUUGGGACAGAAGGGCCCGAAGCGCCAGAGACCGACGCAUCAGGGACCGGGAGGAUGCGGAAGCCGCUGGAGAGGAAUGGCUCAACGCAGAACCACGUUGUUCACCUCGAGAGAAGGCUGGGCCUCUUCAGUGGGGUGGCUUUAAUUGUUGGAACGAUGAUAGGGUCUGGAAUUUUUGUGUCACCCUCCGGUUUACUGGUUCGCACUGGUUCCGUUGGAGUUAGCUUUAUAAUCUGGCUUGCCUGUGGUGUGCUCUCCCUGCUGGGCGCUCUGGCAUACGCUGAACUUGGCACGAUGAACACGUCGUCGGGGGCGGAAUGGGCCUACUUUAUGGACGCCUAUGGACCGGCGCCGGCGUUUCUGUUCUCAUGGGUAUCGACUUUGGUGUUGAAGCCAUCUCAAAUGGCUAUAAUAUGCUUAUCAUUUGCACAGUACGCCGUUGAGGCCUUUGUGACGGAAUGCGAUCCGCCCAGGGGCGUGGUCAAGAUGGUCGCCCUGGUGGCAAUUGUGAUGAUCCUGUUCGUGAACUGCUACAGCGUCAACCUGGGCAUGGCCGUCCAGAACGUGUUCACCGCCGCCAAACUGGUGGCCGUGGUGGUCGUGAUCUGCGGCGGAGCCUGGAAACUGAUGCAGGGCAACACGCAGCACCUGUCGAAUGCAUUUAACGGCCCGAUGCCGAAUGUCGGGGCCAUCGCCACGGCCUUCUACACGGGCCUGUGGGCCUACGAUGGCUGGAACAACCUGAACUACGUAACGGAGGAGAUCAAGAACCCGAGCAAGAACCUGCCGCGCUCGAUCAUCAUCGGCAUACCGCUGGUGACGCUCUGCUAUGCGCUGAUCAACAUCUCCUACCUGGCGGCCAUGUCGCCGCAGGAGAUGAUCGAGUCGGAGGCGGUGGCCGUCACCUUCGGCAACCGCAUCCUGGGGGCUUUGGCCUGGCUGAUGCCCCUCAGCGUCACCAUCAGCACCUUUGGCAGCGCCAAUGGCACGCUCUUCGCAGCUGGCCGCCUGUGCUUUGCGGCCAGUCGAGAGGGUCACCUGCUGGACAUUCUCUCAUAUGUCCAUGUGCGCCGUCUAACACCUGCUCCGGGGCUGAUAUUCCACUCGCUGAUUGCCUCUGCAAUGGUGCUGCAUGGCACGAUUGAUUCGCUGAUUGAUUUCUUCAGCUUCACCGCCUGGAUAUUCUACGGCGGAGCGAUGCUGGCCCUGAUCGUGAUGCGCUACACCAAGCCCAACCAUCCGCGGCCCUACAAGGUGCCGAUCAUCAUUCCCGUUGUGGUCUUGGUCAUCUCCGUGUAUCUCGUGGCGGCACCCAUUUUCGAGACCCCGCGCGUUGAGUACCUCUACGCCCUGCUCUUCAUCUUCGCGGGCCUGAUCUUCUACGUGCCGUUCGUCAAGCUCGGGAUGACGCCGAGGUUCAUGAACAAGGUGACGCUAUUCUUCCAGCUGCUGUUGGAGGUGGUGCCCACCUCUUCGAUGGCCAUGUUCGAGUGAAGAAUCCCCCGAAAAGUGCUCAAGUUACGGGUAUUGGGGUCACCAAUCUCGGAAGAGAGAAGGAGAGAAGCAAAUACAUUCACUUAAUUACUAUACAAACGAGGAUAUAUGAGGAGUGAAGCAGACAAGCUACAAGGAUGGGAAGUUAGACGAUGUUUAAGAGUGGAACGUUAAGAGCAACCUAUAUUGAUAUACUGACGUUGUCGUUGACAAAGUAGUGCUAGAGAAACAGAAACAGAAAACUA